AUAUGUUUCGUAGUGCAGCAAUCUUAGCCUUAUGUGGGAUCUUAACUCUUACUUCAGGAGGAAGACACAAACCGUGGAAUUACGAUGAUGAUGCUGUUAGAAGUUGGAGUUAUCGACCAAGCCCAGAAAGCAAAAUUCGUUGGGCUUAUAAGGACGAUGAAGGCGAUUCCAGUUGGAGAUUGAUUUAUCCAAGUGGACAACCAACUACAGAAAAACCAACAACAACUACAACAACAACAACCACAACAACUACAACCACUGAAGCACCAACGACUACCGAAGAACCAAUGACCGAAGAAGAAGUUUGGACUUAUACAACUGGAGAAGAUUCAAUGACUUGGCCUUGCUUGUAUAGAGGUUGUCGUGGUGCGAAUCAGUCUCCAAUCAACAUUGACACAGAAGCCAUUGUUGUCAACAACAGUUUAACUCCACCUUCCAUUUCCAAUCUCAAUGUUCCACUUCAGAAUCUCACCAUACAAAAUACCGGUUAUGAUGUUAAUAUCCGCAUUCCCGCAUCGGCUAAUAUAACAGCUACUGCUGAAUGGUUGGAUGGUACAUAUCGACUGAAUGCUAUUUAUUUCUAUUGGAGUAAUACUAGCAAAAGAGGUUCUCAACAUACCGUUGACAGCAAAUACUUUCCCAUGGAGGCAAUUUUAUUAUUCUUGAAGAGUGAAUAUACGACUGUUGUCGAUCGUCCUGGUGCCGUCUUAGCUCUAAGUGUCCUCUUAAAAAUCAAACCUUUCGAUAACGAUUACCUGAACCCAAUCUUCGAUAGUGUAGAAAGCAUCACUUAUCCAUCAACUAAUAUAAUCUCAACACCACUUCGUCUUAGAGGCCUCCUCCCUUACGAUACCAACUCUUUCGUGCGUUAUACAGGUUCUGCAUUCGCUCCUCCAUGUUACGAAGGAUGGACUUGGAUCGUAUUCCAUCAUGCUAACAGCGUGAGCCAAGGCCAGAUGGAAAGAUUGCGCCAAUUAAGAAGUAGCGAAGAAGGAGCCAGUGUUGAAACAUUCAUUAGUAACAACGCUCGUCCAAUUCAACCUUUGAACGAUCGAACUAUCGAAAGCACUCCACCACCGCGUAAUACUUAUGUCCAUAAACUUUAUCCCCACAAGGUGUAUGCUCCUAGUUUCGACUGGUGAUGAAAGAUAUUAUGGACUGUAUCCACAGGAUUUUUUUUUCGAUUUAUGAGAAUUCUGUACAGAUAUUUUCCAUCUCUACUGGGUUCUUUGAUAUUUAUGC
Molecule: messenger RNA, 1242 nt
Organism: Centruroides sculpturatus (bark scorpion)
Lineage: Eukaryota; Metazoa; Arthropoda; Arachnida; Scorpiones; Buthidae
Product: carbonic anhydrase 6-like
Exons: 14
Coding region: 3-1142 (379 amino acids)
Molecular function (GO): carbonate dehydratase activity; zinc ion binding
Source: RefSeq, a predicted model, not a curated record